UGACCAGCUGCUGGUGCUGACGGACGCGGGCGCCGUCCACGCCUGCGACGUGGGCUCCGGGCGCUGGAGCCCGGUGCUGGAGGACGGGCGCUUCCGCUCCUACGGGCUGCUGGAGGUGGCGCGGCUGCCGGGCCGAGCCGCGCUGGUUGCCAUGGGCAGCCUGGGGGGGCACGUCCGGGUCUUCCCCUUGGAGCACGUGGCAGGCGGGGCGGAGCGGCAGCUCUUUGCGGGCAAGGUGCACAGCCUGAGCUGGGCCUCGCGCCCAGGCAGCGAUCCUGGCACCUGCGCGCUCUUCGCCUCGGGCCCUGAGGGUGCCUUGCUCUGGAUGGAGGCCUGCUGCGGCCCCGGGGGCCAGGGCUUGGUGCUGAUCCCCCGGGGACGCUACCUGCUGCCACUUUGCAAACACCGCUGGCACACCAGCGCCGCCUUCCUGCCCCAGGACGGGCUCUGGGUCUGCGGUGACCGCAGGGGCUCUCUGCUGCUCUUCCCCUGCGGCCCGGACCCUGCCCGAGGGGAGGGAGAGAGCGAGGAGCCCCCGGCCUGCAGAAACACCCCCGAACCUGUUGGCGAGUCCCCCGCACAGGGUCCCGUCUCCCUCCUCUUCGGGCUGCAUGGGAAGAUGGGCGUGACCUCGGUGACCUGUCACGAGGGCCUGGUGUACAGCACGGGCAGGGACGGCUGCUUCCGGCAGCUCUCCUCUGGGCUGCAGGUGCUGCGCGAGGCCCUGCAUGGGCGGCAAGUCACAAGUGUGCGGCACGUGGGGGCCGUGCUUGGACCAGGCCGCCCUCCCCUGCAUGUGCUCGUCACGGGCAGUGAGGAUACCACAGCCACGAUCCUGGCCCUCGACACAGAGGACGGCACGGCCACGCCGCUCACCACGCUCAGCGACCACAUCUCUAGCAUCAGGGCCUUGGCCGUAGCUGCCGGGAGCCUGAGCCCGCCUGCGCCCGGGGAGCUGUCGGCCCUGCUGGUGUCGGCAGGGGGCCGGGCGCAGCUGGAGCUGCUGAGCGCAGCCCCCACGGCCCCAGCUGGCAUCGCCUGCCUGGUGCUGCACGUGGCCUCCCACCGGCUGGACGAGCGCUGGGACCGCAUGAGAAACAGGCACCGCAUGGUCAAGAUGGAUCCUGAGACAAGGUACAUGCGCGUUGCGGUCGUGGUUGGCGCUGAUGCCACGGAGCUGCUGCCACCUUGCCUGGUGCUGGCUGCUGCUUGCAGCGACGGAUCUGUGCGGCUGUUUGUGCUGCAGGAGGCGUCCCGGGGCCUGCACCCCUCCUGCCGGGGGGGUGAGGGGCAGGGACCCCGAGCAGCAGCCAGGCAUUGCCCCCUGACAAACCCCUGGCAUGGAGUCAGCAGGGGCCACCCAGGCUGUGGGAGCUGUACGGGGUGGAGCGUCCUGUGCCCCCGACUAUGCCCCCACCCUGCCUGUUUCCCCAGGAAACACUUCCUGUGCAGUGCCGCCACGGAUGGCAACAUUGCCUUCUGGGAUAUCACCGCCACUGUCGCUCAGGCCACGGCAGCCCCGAAGCCAACGGACGAGGAGACGCAGCCCUGGGACCUGGGUGCCCCGGUGCUGACCGUCCCAGCACACAGCUGCGGUGUGAACAGCCUCCACGUCCUGGAGAUGCCCAGCGGGCGCUUCCUGGUGGCCAGCGGCAGUGAUGAUGGCUCCAUCCACGUGUGCGUCGUGGCUGUGGGUGCAGCCACCGCGCCAAUCCUGUUGCAGGAGCAGCUGCGGCAGCCAAGCGCCCACGCCGCUUGGGUGCCCGGGCUGCGGCUGCUGCAGCCUGACCUGCUGGCUUCUGCCUCUGUGGACCAGCGCCUUGUGCUGUGGCACCUGGGCAAGGCAGGCCUCGCCUUCCUGGGUGCCAGGUUUUGCCCCGUGGCAGACGUAGCGGAGCUGGACUGCUGGGAAGCCACGAGGCCAGGGGAGCAGCCAGGCUACUGUUGCGCACUGGCCGGGCAGGGCCUGGAGGUCUUGUGGUGCCAGGCCUGAGCGGGCAAUAAAGGGCUGGUGACCCGGGGCCAGGCUGGGCGCCCUCGUUCCUGGGAGGGGGGGCCGGGGUUGGGACCAUGCAGCUGCUGCAGGGAACACUUGGCACUGGAGCCCUACGCAUAUUUUGUGCCCGGCUGGCAGCUGCCUUUGUGCCCUUGCUGCGGCUGCUGCAGAGCUGCAGGCUGGGCUGGGCUGUGAUGCUGCUGCAGACACAGCUCUCCAGGCAAGCGAGGUGCGGGGCAGGCACCCCGCGGGCACUGGGGCAGCCGUCCGUGACCCAGGCGCUGGCACUACCCUGGGCUGCGCCGGGCACACAAGUGCAACCCUGCCCUGUGGGAGACACCAGGAGGUAGAGAUGGAGAUCUUGGGUAUAUGGGGAGGGUGCUACUGAGCUGGGCUUGGUGCCACGUGGUCCACAAGAGGCUGCUGCUGUCACCACGCAGGCUGCGCAGCCUGUGCCUGGAGGUGCCUUCCCUGCUGUCCCUCGGGUGACCGGCUGCCAGCCAGGCUCCACGGGCGCACAGGACGUGCCCCCUUCCCUAGGCGGGUGCCAUGCGUGGAUGCCUCUGCUCGCAGGCUCUGGCAAUUUCCUCUG
Molecule: messenger RNA, 2588 nt
Organism: Alligator sinensis (Chinese alligator)
Lineage: Eukaryota; Metazoa; Chordata; Crocodylia; Alligatoridae
Gene: WDR6
Product: WD repeat domain 6
Biological process (GO): tRNA methylation
Cellular component (GO): cytoplasm
Molecular function (GO): protein binding
Source: RefSeq, a predicted model, not a curated record